Cuculus canorus (common cuckoo) is the source of this 1259-nucleotide messenger RNA. It is a transcript of the gene KCTD15, whose product is annotated as potassium channel tetramerization domain containing 15. Lineage: Eukaryota; Metazoa; Chordata; Aves; Cuculiformes; Cuculidae. The coding region runs from base 476 to 1246 and encodes 256 amino acids. Gene Ontology annotation, biological process: protein homooligomerization. The transcript has 5 exons. The record is from RefSeq and is a predicted model, not a curated record. Gene Ontology annotation, molecular function: protein binding.
ACGUUCACCAAAAGGAGGGAAAAAUAUCCAAUUUUCAUCGCAAAAUUAGCUCGGGCGAGAGCAAAGGGCUGAGCUAAUUGUAGCCUAAUCCUCUGCCCUGCAGGCGUUUGCAAAGCCCUGAGCAAGAAUUCGCUUUUUUUCCUCCUCUUCUCCCUUCCCUCUGUUAUUUAGAGACGGGAUUAUUGCCUUUCUUCUCAUAACAGCCUCGGCAGUUUCAUUUAAAGGCUUUUUUUUCCCCCCCUCACACACACACACAUCCGCGCACACACAAAAUAAAUAGAAAAGCAGCAAAAGCCGAGCGAGGGGGAGCGAGCGAGAGGAGCUUUAAAAAUAAUAACAAUCACAGCAGGAUCUGCGGAGCAAAGCUAGUCAUAAAAAAGCCAAAAAGCUGAGCCCAUCCCCGCACAAACCCACCGGAGCCCAAAGCCAAAGGGGGGCUCCCGCAUCUCCGCCGUUCUCAAAGGAGGGAAGAAGCAUGUCCCGUCUGUCUCUAACACGGUCCCCGGUUUCUCCUUUGGCUGCUCAAGGAAUUCCUCUCCCAGCUCAGCUCACCAAGUCGAACGCUCCCGUGCACAUCGAUGUAGGAGGACACAUGUAUACCAGCAGCCUGGCUACCCUGACAAAGUACCCAGACUCCAGAAUAAGUCGUCUCUUUAAUGGCACAGAGCCUAUUGUCUUGGACAGUUUAAAACAACAUUAUUUCAUUGAUCGAGAUGGUGAAAUUUUCAGAUAUAUAUUAAGCUUCCUAAGGACAUCUAAGCUACUGCUCCCAGAUGACUUUAAGGACUUUAAUCUUUUAUAUGAAGAAGCAAAGUAUUACCAGCUGCAGCCAAUGAUUAAGGAACUUGAGCGAUGGAAACAAGAGAAAGAACAAAGGAAACACUUCCAGCCUUGUGACUGCUUGGUCGUAAGAGUGACUCCAGAUCUGGGGGAGAGAAUUGCAUUGAGUGGGGAGAAAGCUUUAAUAGAAGAGAUCUUCCCGGAGACCGGGGACGUCAUGUGCAACUCUGUAAAUGCAGGCUGGAACCAGGACCCUACCCACGUUAUUAGGUUUCCUUUGAACGGAUACUGCCGGUUGAAUUCAGUGCAGGUGCUCGAAAGAUUAUUUCAGAAGGGAUUUAACGUGGCGGCUUCAUGCGGUGGUGGGGUGGAUUCCUCUCAGUUCAGUGAGUACGUGCUGUGUCGUGAAGACAGACGACCACAACCUACCCCAACGAUCAGAAUAAAACAGGAGCCCCUGGACUAGACCCUACCUGUAC